This is a messenger RNA of Acanthamoeba castellanii str. Neff, 741 nucleotides long. Its product is annotated as DNA repair system protein. Gene Ontology annotation, molecular function: dioxygenase activity. The transcript is spliced from 4 exons. Gene Ontology annotation, cellular component: nucleus. Lineage: Eukaryota; Discosea; Longamoebia; Acanthamoebidae. Gene Ontology annotation, biological process: DNA alkylation repair; DNA repair. The record is from RefSeq and is a predicted model, not a curated record. The coding region runs from base 1 to 741 and encodes 246 amino acids.
AUGGAGAAGCAGCAACAGGCAGAGGAAGGGGCUACCAAUGGCCAGACGGGGCACACCAACAAGAGGAAGAUUGAAGAGAUUGAAGGUGGGAGGCGUACGGGUAGGCUCGAUGCUUUCGUCAUCAGGAAAAAAGCAGACACGCCAAAGAAGUUGAAGGCUCCGUCCAUCGAGAUUGUGGUCCAAAAUGGAAGAAGCGUCGUCACCUAUGAGAAAUCGGUCCUCUCUGAAGAUGAAUGUGCGGAAUUGAGCCAGGAAGUGUUGAUCGCCGGCCACUGGUCGCGCGACGUCAUCCCCACGUUCGGCAAGAACGUACUCUCGCCUCGCCUGGUGUGCUCCUUCGGGGAUGUGGGCACCGCGUACCGCUACUCGGGCAUGAUCCGCAAGGGCACCGGCUGGCCCGAGGUCCUGCUCGCCAUCAAGCGUCUGGUCGAGGAGCGAGCGAACCAGCCCUACAACUACGUCCUCUGUAAUCUCUACAAGGAUGGCGACGACUACAUCGGCUGGCACGCCGACAAAGAAGGAGACAUCGUGCCCGGCUCGACCAUCGCCAGCGUGAGCCUUGGCGCGAAGAGGCUGUUCAAGCUGCGGCACGAGCAGACGAAGGAGGUGAAAGAGGUGUGGCUCGAACCGGGCAGCCUACUGCUGAUGAAGGGCGACACCCAGAAGCACUACAAGCAUUGCACCGUCACGGAAAAUCGGAUCAACCUCACCUUCAGGCUGGUCAACCACAGGAGUGGAUGA